UUGCGGAGUCUCUUUUUAGAUAACACAGCCUUUAGACAACAUUAUAAAUAUACCCGACUUUUACGAUUUCUUAAUCAGUGCUUCGACUGCUAUCCAAAAUGAAGUCUCUCAUAAUUGCUCUUGCAUUUUUCACUGUUUUCAAUCUGGCAACAUGUCAGUACUCCAACUUUCCAGUGGCUAGCAACAGAGACUCUAGGUAUUUACAAUAUCUGAGAGAACGGAGCCAAAUCGAAAGACUUCGCCACGAGUUCGAAACCCUAUGCCCUGGAAAGGACGACGAACUUGACGACGCACUUUAUGAGCUGAAAAAAUGCAGCGACCAAAUUGACGAAAACACAGAAACGGCCUGUUCGACCAUUAAAAACCAUUUCUCGCGUUGUUCAAAACCACUCGUCUCGCUUUUGGAAUCUUGCGUGCCUGAGGAAUCUAAAGGAGUCCCAGAGUUAAUUUUCGGAUCUGUCCAAUCAGCUUUUAAAUAUUUGUGCAAAACAGACGGCGAGCAUAUCCUUGAAUUGGUCAACCGAUGCGUCUACAAAACCAAUUACCGCACCAUGCGAUGCGAGCGUAGAUUGAGAACUAAAUUGCAAGAAUAUAAGAAGAAGUCGCCGACAAAAGCAGACAUCUGCGAAUUUGCUCACUCCAUGAAGCCUUGUUUUAAGGAGCAUUUAGAUGACUCGUGUGGAAAUGCGAUCACAAAGGAGUCUUUCAUGGGUAUGUUUGACGCUAUGGUGGCACCUUGCAGCAUAGUCUCCAAGAACCAACUCGAUACCAACCACAUCAACGAAGUUGAAGUUCUUUAGAUAAAUAGGUGGUUUAUUUUUAAACUUUCUUUUUACUUUAAUGUGAUGAUUUAAUAGAAAUAUUGUAAAAAUAAAAAUAAUACGUUAUGUACUAUUCAUAAAUACAUUAUCUUCGAAUUGUA
Messenger RNA from Tribolium madens (black flour beetle), 922 nucleotides. RefSeq lists its product as uncharacterized. Lineage: Eukaryota; Metazoa; Arthropoda; Insecta; Coleoptera; Tenebrionidae. Bases 99 to 800 code for a protein of 233 amino acids. The transcript is spliced from 4 exons. The record is from RefSeq and is a predicted model, not a curated record.